Molecule: messenger RNA, 465 nt
Organism: Cordyceps militaris CM01
Lineage: Eukaryota; Fungi; Ascomycota; Sordariomycetes; Hypocreales; Cordycipitaceae
Exons: 2
Coding region: 1-465 (154 amino acids)
Source: RefSeq, a predicted model, not a curated record
AUGCGCUGCCGCCUUGACCUGAUCGCCGCUGCCGGCCUAUUCGCCGCGCACGCCGCACAAGCCGGCCCGGCCGUUGAACCCCAGUCCCAUGCCAGACGGCACGUCGACGACAUGGUUGUGGCUGCGCCCUGCGCGACGGACCGCACGCGCGACGCGCACACCGCCGUGCUCUACGUCGCCACCGUCACCGUGGACGUGACCGUGUGCGUGGCGCCGGAGCCGGCCGCGACGGUGCCGUGUCCCGAGUACAAGGCCGAUUUUGUCGAGACGGCGGUGUCCAGUCCUGGGCCCUGCGGCUGCGACGACGACGAUGACGGUGAUGAUGGAGAGACGCGCGGGAAACAGGUUGACGCGGCCACACCCAGCCGGGUCUUCCUGUCUGAGAGUACCGCCACGACAGUCACGGCAGUCAUCCCGGAGGAGACGGAGCAUAUCCCGCCGUGCGACGAGGGCUCGGAAUUUUAG